Oncorhynchus keta (chum salmon) is the source of this 1929-nucleotide messenger RNA. RefSeq names its product ATP synthase subunit beta, mitochondrial-like. Lineage: Eukaryota; Metazoa; Chordata; Actinopteri; Salmoniformes; Salmonidae. The coding region runs from base 68 to 1621 and encodes 517 amino acids. The record is from RefSeq and is a predicted model, not a curated record. Gene Ontology annotation, biological process: proton motive force-driven mitochondrial ATP synthesis; proton transmembrane transport. The transcript has 9 exons. Gene Ontology annotation, molecular function: proton-transporting ATP synthase activity, rotational mechanism; ATP binding; ATP hydrolysis activity.
AGCUCACAUUCAUUCAUUAUAAAGGCACAAGUCGUUUCGUCUCUUUCCACCUUCAGCCAUUUUGACAAUGUUAGGAGCUGUGGGACGCUGCUGCACCGGGGCUCUCCAGGCACUUAAGCCUGGGGUCCAGCCCCUGAAGGCCCUUGUUGGAUCGCCAUCUGUCCUUGGUCGCAGAGACUACUCUGCACCCGCUGCUGCUGCCGCCUUCGCCCAUGGCAGGAUCGUAGCGGUCAUCGGUGCCGUCGUCGACGUCCAGUUCGAUGAGGGCCUCCCACCCAUCCUCAAUGCCCUGGAAGUCGCUGGGCGUGAGUCUAGGUUAGUGCUGGAGGUGGCACAGCAUCUUGGUGAGAACACUGUGCGUACCAUUGCCAUGGAUGGUACAGAAGGUCUUGUCCGUGGACAGAAGGUUGUGGACACUGGCGAUCCCAUCAGAAUCCCAGUAGGUCCCGAGACCCUAGGCAGAAUCAUGAAUGUUAUUGGGGAGCCCAUUGAUGAGAGGGGACCAAUCUCCACCAAGCAGACUGCUGCCAUCCACGCCGAGGCCCCAGAGUUCACUGACAUGAGUGUGGAGCAGGAGAUCCUGGUAACUGGCAUCAAGGUGGUAGAUUUGCUGGCUCCCUACGCCAAGGGAGGCAAAAUUGGUCUGUUCGGUGGGGCUGGUGUAGGCAAGACUGUGUUGAUCAUGGAGCUGAUUAACAAUGUGGCCAAGGCCCAUGGUGGUUACUCUGUGUUUGCCGGAGUGGGAGAGCGUACCCGCGAGGGAAAUGACUUGUACCACGAGAUGAUUGAGUCGGGUGUCAUCAACCUGAAGGAUGACACCUCCAAGGUGGCUCUGGUGUACGGACAAAUGAACGAGCCCCCUGGCGCCCGUGCUCGUGUGGCUCUGACUGGUCUGACUGUGGCUGAGUAUUUCCGUGACCAGGAGGGUCAGGAUGUGCUGCUCUUCAUCGACAACAUCUUCCGCUUCACCCAGGCUGGCUCAGAGGUAUCUGCUCUGCUGGGUCGAAUCCCCUCCGCUGUGGGUUACCAGCCCACCCUUGCCACCGACAUGGGUACCAUGCAGGAGAGAAUCACCACCACCAAGAAGGGUUCCAUCACCUCUGUGCAGGCCAUCUAUGUGCCGGCUGAUGAUUUGACUGAUCCUGCCCCUGCCACCACCUUCGCUCACUUGGACGCCACCACUGUGCUGUCCCGUGCCAUCGCUGAGCUGGGUAUCUACCCUGCUGUGGAUCCCCUGGAUUCCACCUCCCGUAUCAUGGACCCCAACAUUGUCGGCGCUGAGCACUAUGACGUUGCUCGUGGCGUGCAGAAGAUCCUCCAGGACUACAAGUCCCUGCAGGAUAUCAUUGCCAUCCUGGGCAUGGAUGAGUUGUCUGAGGAGGACAAGCUGAUCGUCUCUCGCGCCCGCAAGAUCCAGCGCUUCCUGUCCCAGCCCUUCCAGGUGGCGGAGGUCUUCACUGGUCACGCUGGCAAGCUGGUGCCACUCAAGGAGACAAUCAGUGGCUUCCAGAGCAUUCUAAAUGGUGAGUACGAUGCCCUGCCCGAGCAGGCUUUCUACAUGGUCGGACCCAUCGAGGAGGUGGUUGAGAAGGCCGCACAGAUGGCGAAGGAUCUUGCAUAAGUUCAUCUUUCUCUGUGAGGAGAGAGAAGCAAAGAAAUGGAGGGUUGUGUAGAAGGAGCACUUGAUUUGUAAUAUCACAUGCAACAAUUCCCUGUCAUGUAAAGUUAUAGGUAAUCUUUCCAGUGGAAGAUGGAAUAAAGAUUUGUUUUUGGUUUGGUCUCUACUGUAUAUUUUGGCAUUUUUCAAUGUUGCAAUGCUAUUCCUGUCUGGGUGCUGUCAGACUGGUUGUAAAAUGUCAUCCUACAGCAAUGAUCCACUAGAUGGCGAUCAAAGGCUUUGAGUGACUAAAUAAAACUGCUUAAAGUUGA